This is a messenger RNA of Helianthus annuus (common sunflower), 3951 nucleotides long. Its product is annotated as cellulose synthase A catalytic subunit 5 [UDP-forming]. Bases 397 to 3651 code for a protein of 1084 amino acids. Gene Ontology annotation, cellular component: plasma membrane; trans-Golgi network. NCBI's taxonomy places the organism in Eukaryota, Viridiplantae, Streptophyta, Magnoliopsida, Asterales, Asteraceae. The transcript has 14 exons. Gene Ontology annotation, biological process: plant-type primary cell wall biogenesis; cellulose biosynthetic process. The record is from RefSeq and is a predicted model, not a curated record. Gene Ontology annotation, molecular function: cellulose synthase (UDP-forming) activity.
AAAAUAUCAUCAACACGAUCUGGGUCUGGGUCUGCAUCCCUUCUUUAUUACGCGUUGAGUUUUCAACACUUUCUCUCUCUAGAAAUUCAACACAAAUCUUUAAUAACCCCCCUUUUAAAGAUUCAAUUUUUAACAAUUUUUAUCAAUUUUAAACACACCCCCAACUGGGUUCUCAUCUCUCAAUCAAGAAAGGAAUCAAUCAAACCUACCAAUUGAUUAUUUUAAUAAAAUCUUUGGUGGGUUUUUAUAUAAUUGGGUUUUUUCGUUUCAAGAAAGUGAGAGAACAGAAGAACUCCCUACACAAGUUUAGAGAGAGAAAGUUUUAUAAUUUCUUGAUGGGUUUUUCCCAAAGAUUUGCCCUGUGAAGUGUGUGUGUGUAAAUUGGUGCAAGAUUCAAUGGAUACCAAAGGGCGGCUUGUAGCAGGUUCACAUAACAGGAAUGAGUUUGUUUUAAUCAAUGCUGAUGAAGUUGGAAGAGUGACAUCUGUAAAAGAAUUAAGUGGGCAGAUAUGCCAGAUUUGUGGUGAUGAAAUCGAAAUAACGGUUGAUGGUGAGCCAUUUGUUGCUUGCAAUGAAUGUGCUUUUCCAAUUUGUAGACCUUGCUAUGAAUACGAAAGAAGAGAGGGUAAUCAAGCUUGCCCUCAAUGCAAAACUCGAUUUAAACGGAUCAAAGGGAGUCCGAGAGUUGACGGUGACGAAGAUGAGGAGGGAUUUGAUGAUCUGGACAAUGAGUUCGAUCUUGCUGAGUCGGUUCUUUCUGCACACCUUAAUAAUGGGCGGGGUCCAUAUGCUUCCGGUUAUGCCGGUUCUGAGGUGGAUGGCGCCACUCUAAAGCCCGAGAUCCCUCUUCUUACUUACGGUCAAGAGGAUGAUGGGAUUUCGGCUGACAAGCAUGCUUUAAUCAUCCCUCCAUUUAUGAAUCGGGCAAAGCGUGUUCAUCCUAUGCCGUUUUCUGACACUGCUUCAUCGGUUUCUUUGCCACCCCGACCCAUGGAUCCUAAGAAAGAUUUGGCGGUUUAUGGGUAUGGAACCGUUGCGUGGAAAGAUAGAAUGGAGGAAUGGAGAAAGAGGCAAAACGAUAAACUACAAAUGGUUAAGCAUCAAGGUGAUGGUGGUCAUAACGAUGGAGAUGUCGAUGAUCCCGAUAUGCCAAAGAUGGAUGAGGGGCGGCAACCACUUUCAAGAAAGUUACCGAUUUCUUCAAGCAAGAUAAGUCCAUACCGAAUGGUGAUAUUGAUUCGUAUGGUGAUUCUCGGUCUCUUUUUCCACUAUAGAAUCCUACACCCUGUUAACGAUGCAUACGCCUUGUGGCUCAUAUCUGUCAUCUGUGAGAUUUGGUUCGCGGUAUCAUGGAUUUUUGACCAGUUCCCAAAAUGGUUCCCAAUUGAACGUGAAACAUACUUAGAUCGAUUGUCACUAAGGUAUGAGAAAGAGGGGAAGCCAUCUGAAUUGGCGCCCGUAGACGUUUUCGUGAGUACGGUGGACCCGAUGAAAGAACCGCCACUAAUUACCGCCAACACAGUGUUAUCCAUCCUGGCAGUGGAUUAUCCGGUAGACAAGGUGGCGUGUUACGUCUCUGAUGAUGGUGCUGCCAUGCUUACAUUUGAAGCUCUCUCGGAAACAUCUGAAUUCGCACGAAAGUGGGUCCCGUUUUGCAAGAAAUUUAACAUAGAACCACGUGCUCCCGAAUGGUAUUUCGCUGAAAAAGUCGAUUAUCUUAAGGAUAAAGUACAUCCCUCGUUUGUCCGGGAACGUCGUGCUAUGAAAAGGGAGUACGAAGAUUUUAAGGUGAGAAUAAACGGGCUCGUGACAAUGGCGCUGAAGGUUCCGGAAGACGGAUGGACAAUGCAAGAUGGUACUCCAUGGCCCGGAAAUGACGUCAGGGAUCAUCCCGGAAUGAUCCAGGUUUUUCUUGGGAACAACGGUGUCCAUGACAUAGAAGGGAAUGAGUUGCCACGUCUUGUUUAUGUUUCUCGUGAAAAGAGGCCCGGAUUUGAUCACCACAAGAAAGCCGGUGCCAUGAAUGCUUUGAUUCGAGUGUCGGCCGUUAUUUCAAAUGCACCUUAUAUGCUCAAUGUUGAUUGUGAUCACUACAUAAACAAUAGUAAAGCGCUAAGAGAAUCUAUGUGUUUCUUGAUGGACCCCACAUCCGGAAAGAAGAUUUGUUACGUUCAAUUUCCUCAAAGGUUCGAUGGGAUCGAUCGUCACGACAGAUACUCAAAUCGCAAUAUUGUGUUCUUCGAUAUUAACAUGAAAGGGCUUGAUGGGAUCCAAGGUCCGAUAUAUGUCGGAACGGGUUGCGUGUUUCGGAGGCAAGCUUUGUAUGGUUACGAUGCCCCGGCUAAGAAAAAAGCACCCGGGAAAACGUGCAAUUGCUUGCCGAAAUGGUUAUUAUGUUGUUGCUCGAAAAGAAAGAAGAAAGCGAAAGGGAAGUCGAAGGAAAAGUCAACGAAGGGCAAGAAGAGCAAAGACCCGCCUACCCAAAUACACGCGUUAGAGAAUAUCGAAGAAGGAAUCGAAGGAAUAGAUAGUGAAAAGUCAUCGCUUAUGCCUCAAAUAAAGUUCGAGAAAAAAUUCGGUCAAUCUCCCGUGUUUAUCGCUUCGACGCUUUUGGAAGAUGGAGGCGUUCCUCCGGGUGCCUCGUCAGCAUCACUAUUGAAAGAAGCCAUUCAUGUGAUAAGUUGCGGUUACGAAGAUAAAACCGAAUGGGGAAAAGAGGUUGGAUGGAUUUACGGUUCGGUCACAGAGGAUAUCUUAACGGGCUUCAAGAUGCAUUGCCACGGCUGGCGAUCGGUGUAUUGCAUUCCAAAGAGGCCCGCAUUCAAGGGUUCGGCUCCUAUUAAUCUUUCGGACCGUCUUCACCAAGUUCUUCGGUGGGCACUUGGGUCGGUUGAAAUCUUGUUUAGCCGACAUUGUCCAAUUUGGUACGGUUAUGGGUGUGGUUUGAAACCGUUGGAAAGGUUUUCGUACAUAAACUCGGUUGUUUAUCCGUUGACAUCCGUUCCAUUGCUUGCUUAUUGUACACUUCCGGCCGUAUGUCUUCUCACCGGGAAGUUUAUUGUUCCCGAGAUAAGCAAUUACGCCAGCAUUCUCUUCAUGCUCAUGUUUUUAUCGAUCGCGGUUACAAGUAUUUUAGAAAUUCAAUGGGGCGGUGUCGGGAUAGACGAUCUAUGGAGAAACGAGCAGUUUUGGGUGAUCGGUGGCGUUUCGUCUCAUCUUUUCGCACUGUUUCAAGGUCUUCUAAAAGUCAUAGCCGGAGUCAACACAAAUUUUACCGUUACCUCAAAAGCGGGUGACGACGGUGAAUUUUCGGAGCUAUAUAUGUUCAAAUGGACCACCCUGUUAAUUCCGCCGUUGACCCUUUUAAUCAUCAACAUAAUCGGUGUGAUAGUGGGCAUAUCCGAUGCGAUUAGCAACGGGUACGAGUCGUGGGGCCCGCUUUUCGGUAGGUUGUUCUUUGCCAUAUGGGUGAUUUUACAUCUUUACCCUUUCCUUAAAGGUAUGAUGGGGAAACAAAGCGGCGUUCCCACGAUUCUUAUCGUGUGGUCUAUCUUGCUGGCUUCGAUUUUCUCGCUUUUAUGGGUUCGGGUCAACCCGUUCUUGGAUAGAGGGGGGAUCGUGUUAGAAGUUUGCGGGUUGGAUUGUGACUGAAGAUACGAAAACCGAAGAAUAGACACAAAACAGAGGAUGAAAGUGAGAUAUGAUCAGUGAAUGUGUGUAGAUAAAAAGGGUUGGGACCUGAGGAUUGAUUUUGGAAAGUCUUUUUUUUUUUUUUUGUUUUAAUAUUUGAUUAUUGAUUCUUUUCAGUUUGGGUAAUUUUUGUGGGUUGUGGGGGGAUAGACUUCAAGAAUGAUGAAUCUGUCUGUAAUCCCAGGAAGAACAUAAAAGUUUAGUUAUUUUGAUAUAAUUUAAUGUUUUCUUUCUGAAUAAGAGACUUGUAUGUUGUAUGUU